Messenger RNA from Pteropus alecto (black flying fox), 1800 nucleotides. RefSeq names its product cytosolic beta-glucosidase. The transcript is spliced from 7 exons. The record is from RefSeq and is a predicted model, not a curated record. NCBI's taxonomy places the organism in Eukaryota, Metazoa, Chordata, Mammalia, Chiroptera, Pteropodidae. Gene Ontology annotation, biological process: carbohydrate metabolic process. Gene Ontology annotation, molecular function: hydrolase activity, hydrolyzing O-glycosyl compounds.
GCCUCGGCCCCGGUUCCGCAGUUGUGCGGCUCUUGGGGCGGGCGGAAGAAAGUGCUGGUCCAGGCUUCGAGCGUGCUCGCCCCCCUCCCACACGCUCCGAGGCGGCUCUCCAAACAAAGCCUCCCGGUGCGCCCCUCGGGGGCCCUUGCUCCGCCUGGGGACCCCGGGCCUGGAGUGAGGGAGAAGAGGGGGACUGAAUUUCCUGGGAGAAAGGAAAAGCGAGGGCAAGUGUCCUAAAUCAGCUAUCUUUAAAGGAAUCGCCUUCCCACCCAUUCCCCGGAAGGGAUUUCAAGCCUUCUCUUGCCACACCGUCUGUGUGGUCUGAUCCGGCAACUAUCGGCGGCUAACACUUGAAAUGUAGCUAGUGUGAGGCAUAUAAGAGUGCUUCUUGCUAGAGGAUGAAGGAUGAAGAAAGACAUAAUGUUAAGAGGCUGGGAUGCAGAUGGAAAAGGCCCUAGUGUCUGGGACACAUUCACCCAUCAGGGAGGAGAGAGAGUUUUCAAGAACCAGACUGGUGAUGUAGCUUGUGGCAGCUACACUCUGUGGGAGGAAGAUUUGAAAUGUAUCAAACAGCUUGGAUUGACUCAUUACCGCUUCUCUCUUUCCUGGUCACGUCUGUUACCUGAUGGGACGACAGGUUUCAUCAACCAGAAAGGAAUCGACUACUACAACAAGAUCAUCAAUGAUUUGUUAACAAAUAAGCUUACGCCCAUAGUGACACUGUACCACAUAGAUUUGCCCCAGGCCUUAGAAGACCAAGGAGGUUGGUUGUCGGAGGCAAUCAUUGAAUCCUUCGAUGAAUAUGCCCGGUUUUGCUUCGGUACGUUUGGGGAUCGAGUAAAGCAGUGGAUCACCAUAAAUGAGCCUAACAUGUUAGCCCUGGUGGCGUAUGAUUUGGAUGUGUUCCCUCCUGGUGUACCUAACCUGGGAACGGGAGGCUAUCAGGCCGCCCACAAUUAGAUUAAGGCCCAUGCCAGAUCCUGGCACAGCUAUGAUUCCUUAUUCCGAAAAGAGCAGCAGGGCCUGGUGUCCUUAGCAUUUUUUACUGGCUGGGCGGAACCAGCAGAUCCCAACUCAGUGUCUGACCAGGAAGCUGCUAAAAGAGCCAUGGCUUUUCACUUGGAUUUUUUUGCUAAACCUAUAUUUAUUGAUGGUGACUAUCUUGAAAUCGUCAAGUCCCAGAUUGCUUCCAUGAGCCAAAAGCAAGGCUAUUCAUCAUCACGGCUUCCAGAAUUUACAGAAGAAGAGAAGAGAAUGAUCAAAGGCACAGCUGAUUUCUUUUCUGUGCAAUAUUAUACAAGUCGCUUAGUCAAGUACCAAGAGAAUGAUAAAGGAGAACUGAGUAUUCUGCAGGAUAUGGAGAUUGAAAUUUUUCCAGACCCGUCUUGGAUAAGUUUGAAUUGGAUCUCUGUGGUGCCAUGGGGACUACGUAAACUACUGAAAUACAUUAAGGAUAUGUAUAAUAACCCUGUAAUUUACAUCACUGAGAAUGGGUUUCCCCAGGGUGACCCCCCAUCUCUUGAUGACACUCAGCGCUGGGAGUAUUUCAGACAGACAUUUCAGGAACUGUUCAAAGCUAUCCAAUUUGAUAAAGUCAAUCUUAAAAUAUAUUGUGCAUGGUCUCUUCUGGAUAACUUCGAGUGAAGCAGGGGAUACAGCAUGCGGUUUGGUUUCUUCCACGUUGAUUUUGAAGAUCCAGCUCAACCCCGAGUCCCUUAUGCGUCAGCAAAGGAGUAUGCCAAGGUCAUCCUAAACAAUGGACUAGAGGGACAUCUGUAGAAAAGAUGGAUGAGCAGUAUU